Messenger RNA from Gossypium raimondii (Peruvian cotton), 1331 nucleotides. Its product is annotated as peroxidase 59. The coding region runs from base 113 to 1111 and encodes 332 amino acids. The transcript has 4 exons. Gene Ontology annotation, molecular function: heme binding; peroxidase activity. Lineage: Eukaryota; Viridiplantae; Streptophyta; Magnoliopsida; Malvales; Malvaceae. Gene Ontology annotation, biological process: response to oxidative stress; hydrogen peroxide catabolic process. The record is from RefSeq and is a predicted model, not a curated record.
CUGAUUAAUAUCACCCUUGACCCUUAAGAGUAUUAGCAUUAGGAUUCCACUGAGUGCUAUAACAUACUUAAAAUUGCUGUGGGGGAAAAUUGAUAUAUAUAAUAUAGCAUUAAUGAUGAAGAGUCCAAACAACUUUAAGGGUUAUUAUUAUUCUCUGUUUAUGAUCAGCUUGAUGCUUUGUUUAGGUGCGAGGUCCCAACUAACUACUGAUUUCUAUUCACAAACAUGUCCAUCUCUCCUUUCAACGGUACGGAAACAAGUUCAGAGUGCGAUCAAGACCGAAAUGCGAAUGGCGGCCUCUCUGCUCCGGCUUCAUUUCCACGAUUGCUUUGUGAAUGGUUGUGAUGCAUCAGUUUUGUUGGAUGGAGACAAUAGUACUGAGAAGUUUGCUCUUGCAAAUGUCAAUUCGGCAAGAGGAUUUGAAGUCAUCGACGCAAUAAAAAGCGCCGUAGAGAGCUCAUGCAGUGGAGUUGUAUCAUGUGCUGAUAUAUUAGCCAUCGCUGCUCGCGAUUCUGUUGUCUUAAGUGGAGGUCCAACAUGGAGAGUUUUAUUAGGAAGGAGAGACGGACUAGUUUCCAACGGGACACUAGCAAACGCUGCACUUCCUUCUCCAUUCGAGGCAUUGGAUGCCAUCAUUCAAAAGUUUGUCGAUGUUGGUCUCAACAUAACAGAUGUAGUCUCUUUAUCAGGUGGCCAUACAAUUGGAUUGGCAAAGUGUGCCACCUUCGACAAUAGAUUAUUCAAUUUCUCAGGAACUGGUGCUCCCGACAGUACGAUGGAGGCUAACAUGUUGGCGGAUUUGCAAAGCUUUUGUCCGGUUAACGGUGACAGUAACAGGUUCACUGCUCUUGAUAGGAACUCAACUGAUCUAUUUGACAACCAUUAUUUCAAGAACUUGUUAAAUGGGAAGGGCUUAUUAGGUUCGGAUCAGAUUUUAUAUUCUAGUGAUUUGGCCGUUUCCACAACUAAAAGCCUUGUUGAAAGUUACAGCAGCAACUCAAAACUUUUCUUCAAUGACUUUGUCAACUCCAUGAUCAAGAUGGGGAAUAUAAGUCCACUUACUGGGACUAAUGGAGAGAUUAGGAAGAAUUGCAGGGCUGUUAAUUCUUAGUUUGCAGUUUAACUGAAAGAGGAUUUGCUCAAAUAAUUAUAGUCAAGUUUGGUGGUCAAGUGAUAGGAGAUUGAAGGAAUUACUUAUGUGAGACAUGAUUGCUGUAAAUAUCAGCUUAUGUAAUAAUGUUCAUGAUUUCUGUGUGUUUGUUUUACGAGCUAUAUGUCCCUAUUUAUGCCCCCAACAAUAUAUUUAUGACACGUGUUUCAGUUUAAUGCUA